UUUCUCCCAGAGGCCACCGCCUGCUUCCCUCUCCUCGCAGCUCGAGAAAUUGCGUCAGAUGUUGCCCUGUUCACCCAUCCUGUUGCAGUCCAAGCAGACGAAGACGCUUGUAACAGCCAAGUCGUAUCUUCGCUGGCUCGACGGAGGCGUCAAAAUCCUCCCCCAGGCAUCAAGGAGCACAGAUGUACACGACUCGAGCGGCUGUCAUGCGGGGAGAAAGAACAUAUGUGUUCACAGCGUCAGGUGUGGCCCCGAGAACAGCGCUUUCGCGGGACACGACGCACUGCUCCGAUCAACAGUCAACUGCGCCAAGGAGAUAAAGGAUGCCUGUCCCUCGCCGUUUUCCCCGCAGAGGAGAACGGACCCGGCAGACCUCCGAAAGAUCCUCAUCCGGCGAAAGGUCUCCCGCGACCCCGAGGGACGUCGGCCAGGGGACGGGGCCGAGUCGCGUCCUCUCCUACUUCCGCUGAGCAGGUCGAGGCAGGAAGCGAAGAAGAGUUCCUUCGCCAAGGUCGACGGCUUCUUCCUGCACGUGAGCGCCUCGCCACCCCGCAUCCUGCAGUCUCAGAGGGGCCCUGCUACCCCCUGGCCGCAGUUUGAGAUCGACCUCGAGAACUCUCCGUUGCGACGUUUGCUAGAACGCGCAUGACCCGGAGGACGACUCCCUCUGCAGACAGAGCGGAUGUCUCGACCUCGCACCGCGCCUCGGCGAAGCUAGCGCCCCUCCGUCGCCUCGCGCGUGCCUCCUACUCUCGCCCUGGAACACCCGGCGCUUCGUGCCGCAGAGCCCCUCGCAGUUCAUCUACCAGGCCGAGUCCUUCCUCGUUGGCAGCGAUAGGUUGGAGCGCUCUCCUUCGCCUCCCGGGCAUUGCAAGAAACAUUACUGAUGGCUGAUCGCAUGUCAAAUCAGCAGAAAAGGAAAAUAUAGUUAAUGAAAGGAUAGGCACUUUCAUGCUAAGACCUUAGUUUUUAUAUCUGGCAGCGAUAUCUUUAAAGAGAAAAGGAACCUUAUUGUUAUUUCAUUUUGUUCACCCUUUCUUCGUGAUGUCCUCAUCACAUAAAAAUAUGUUGACGUGUACCUAUAGUAUGGGUGAUAUGUACCACCAGGUGGCAUUGACAAAGUAAAUCUUAACUGAU
Molecule: messenger RNA, 1137 nt
Organism: Penaeus chinensis
Lineage: Eukaryota; Metazoa; Arthropoda; Malacostraca; Decapoda; Penaeidae
Exons: 5
Coding region: 59-649 (196 amino acids)
Source: RefSeq, a predicted model, not a curated record